Aquila chrysaetos chrysaetos is the source of this 3965-nucleotide messenger RNA. It is a transcript of the gene ZNF839, whose product is annotated as zinc finger protein 839. The record is from RefSeq and is a predicted model, not a curated record. NCBI's taxonomy places the organism in Eukaryota, Metazoa, Chordata, Aves, Accipitriformes, Accipitridae.
GGCGCGGCGGGCCGCUGCCGGGGGCGCCAUUGGCCCGCGUGCCGCCGGUGCCCCUCGCUUCGCCCCGCGCCUCCGAGACCUCCCCGGGGGGGGGGCCCGAUGCGGCUCCCGCCCGCUGACGCCUGCCAAGAUGGCGGCUCCUGAGGAGGGGGGCACCGAGGCGCCGCCGCCCCCCCCUCCUCCCGCUGAAGACGAGCCCCCCGGAGGGGCGGCCGCCGCCUGCGGGGUUCCCCUCAGCUUGGCGGCGGGCAGGGCCGCGGCGGAGGAGGAGGGGGAGGAGGGGGGCGCGGGCGCGGUAGGGCCCGUCGGCCCGCCGCCCCCCGCGGAGGGCCCGGAGCUGCUGGCGGUGACGGAGGAACUGGCGCAGAGCUUGGCCGCCCUGGAAGGCGGCGCGGCGGCGGCGGCCGGCACCGUCCUCUACCUGCAGGCGGACGGGAGCCUGGUGGAGGGCGCGGGGCUGAGCGCCGAGGAGCAGCGGCGGCUGCUGGAGCAGCUGCUGGCCGCCGCCGAGGGCCCGGGGCCGGUGACGGCGGAGCCGCCGCCCCCGCCGCCUCGGCACGCGGCCACGCCGCUGGCCCCCGCGGAGCUCCAGCGGGUCAUCGAGCAAGUGAGCAAGGCCCAGGAGCAGCAGAAGCCGCCGGCGGUGGCAGCCGCCCCGCUGGAGCCCUGCCCGGGGCCGCCGCCCUCCCGCGGCGAGGGGUGCCCGCCGUCCCGGGACGCUGGCCCGUUGCCGCCGCAGGCCUGCGGGGCCGCCCCGCCGCUGGCCAGCAUCAUGCACAACGCCGCCCAGCAGCUGCAGAGCGUGGCCCAGCGGGUCGCCCUGCAGCAGGGCAAAUCCAUGGCGGCCGCCCGGCUCCUCCCGCAGAAGCAGCUGGAAGCCAUUUGUGUCCAAGUUCAGCCAGGACAGAUGAAGGAAACUGAAAGGCCAAUGCCGUCAUUGGCACCAAUCCAGUCCAAAACUAUAACGCUGAGUCAGUCGGUUGGUAGAAAUUCUAGCAUACCAGGACUUGGCAUUAUUAAUCCCCAGAUAAUUAGGAUACAGCCUGUUACAGGAACUGAGCAGCAGCAGCAGCAGCAGCUAUUCCUGCAUAAUUCUUCUGAGUCUCCAAUUCAGUUGCUUAUGCAGAGACCUUUACCAUCUCAUGGAUCGGUGUCUGUGAACAAGAUUCCCACAUCUAAGAUGCUAAAUGGACAGAAAGCUACACGUGCCACAGUAUCGGCUACAAGGUCUCCCAAUACUACCAUGGCUGCAGCUAGUUCAGCAAAUACUCUGAUACCAUGCCUUGAAAAAAAACAAAAAGAUGACAAGUUAAAAAAAUCCUUGAAAGUGAAAACUCGUUCUGGACGGAUUUCACGCCCCCCCAAAUACAAAGCUAAAGAUUAUAAAUUCAUUAAAAUGGAGGAUUUGGCUGAUGGUCAUCAGUCUGAUUCUGAUGACUACUCUGAGCUGAGUAUAGAAGAUGAUGAAGAAGGAAAGGUGAAGGGAAAGGAUGCAUUAUUCAGUUCUUCAAAUUAUAAUCUGAAACCCAAAACGUUUAAAUGUCAGACUUGUGAAAAAUCCUAUAUAGGAAAAGGAGGAUUAGCAAGACAUUAUAAACUUAACCCAGGCCAUGGACAGCUGGAGUCUUCACCUCAAAAAAUACCUUUAAAUAAGCCUAAUGGAAGUGUAUUUGUGGACAAUGCCUGUGAAAUAAGAGAGGAAACGAUGAGUCCAGCACAUUUGGAUUCAACUGUUGUCACUUUAAAUAAUGAAAAUGCACUAGCUACCAGUCUGGAAGAAACUGUUGGUUCGAAGGCUGGAGAACAGACUUCUAAGUCUGCAGAAAGCAGACAGAUGUUGGCAGAACAACAAAAUGAAGCCAGUUCAGGACACUGGGGACCCAUAACGGCUAAAGGACCUGGAAGACCCAGACGACCAAAGAGACGUGGUCGACCAAGGAUGGGUGGAAGAUCUAGGUGUUCUGGAAGGCUUAGCAGACCUGGUCAGUCCCCUUCAAAGUCACUUAGUAGUGUGUCAGCAGAACACAAUGUAUUCAGAAGAAAAGCUAGGUUAAAAGAGCUAAUACAACAAUGUGAUAAUGAAGACUUAAUGGAGCUGGCUCUCCCACGUCUUACAAAGCUUGUUACAGUAUAUGAAUUUCUGUUGAUGAAGGUUGAAAAAGGGUAUCCAGCCAAAGCUUACUUCCCAGAUGUGUAUAGGGAAUUUGAAGACUUGCAUAAUAUGGUAAAGAAAAUGGCUUUUGAUCACCUCAGUAAUUCUGAUUUGCUGAGUUGCCAGCAGCCUGUUGAAAUAAAAGAUGCUAAGGUUGCUGCAUCACUAGGAAUUACAGAAAUACUCACUGGAGAACGAAAGAUGCAAGGUGUAGACUCUUGUUCACAAUGUAUAACUAAAAUGGUUAGUGAGCAAGUGCCUGUGGAGAUACUGGGACAAAAACGGUUAGCUGAGAGCUCAGGGGAGGAACUGUUGCCAUCAGCCAAAAGGACCAAGUUAGAAGACGUAAUGGAGAAUGUGAAUAAUGCUUAUGCCAGUCAAGAUGAAGUGAAAGAAAAGAGUGGGAAUUUGUGUACACUGUUUGAAAAAGAUGGUUUUAAUCCAUUAAAUGGAGAAAUCCUGCUUUCAGAAGAUAGGCAUAUCACUUGCUGUGCAAUUGGAAGUACAUUACCGACAGCAGAGGAUCAUAAUGCACUUGCUGAUUCAGGAGUUAGAAUCAAUGCUGAAAAUUCAGGUACCUUCUCCCAGACUGUGAAAAUGAGGAUAGAGUAUUCCCAACCUGUAAACGUACAGGGACCAGACAUGGCAGGUGACGCAUCUCUGCUACGUACUGAAGUUGUAUUGCCUGUUGAAGCAGAUGGCUCACCUCAAUUAGUUCAAGCGCACUUUGUGAGCGAGAAUACAGCAGAUGGACUGUCAGCUCCUGAACUCUGCAGCUCUGUGUCGGAGAAUGCAGUGGGCAGUCAGAGCACUAACUUACAAACAAGUGAAGAAAAUGGUCACAAUCAAAAAUACCAGAAACUGCAAGAAGAAAACCAUAAUUUUGCAAUUAAAGAACAUUCUGAACAACUUUGUAAUGCUGGUAUGACUGAUGAGAUGCAGGAACUUGAAAAAGUGUUUUCAACAAACACUGUGCCAAUAAGCUACCCACACAGUGUUCAGACUGAGUCGCACCAGAACCCUGUCCAGGAAGCCUCCUUGUCUGCUCAUGUGAACCAUGAAAACUCUUUUAAAAACCCCAAUGAAUUUUCUUGUGGCACAGAGGAACAACAUGUGCUGGAGAAUACAGUUACUGUAGAUGAAACUGUGGCCUUUGAGAUUACUGAUGAGAGCCAUGAUUUUUUGUCUCAGGGACAUGAACAGAUUUUUAUUCAGACUUCAGAUGGGCUUAUCCUGCCUCAUCCAGACACUGCUGUUUUGUCUCAGGCAGAAGGUAUUGUUAUUGUAACUGAUUCCAAUGGUACUACAAUGCACAUUCGCACACCUGAGGGGAUACCUUUGGAAACCGUGGAAGCACUACUGGCAAUGGAAGCAGAUGGCCAAAGUGAAGAUAUUUUGCUCUCGCAAAGUGAAUUGGAGCCAUAAAUUAGAAAACUGUAUAUGCUUUCUUCUGGAAAAGAUGGACUCUAUAAAAUGUAUAUUUUUCUAAUGUGAAUACUGAAAUAAUUGAAAUUUAACUUAUUUGUAAACUGUUUCUAUGCCCUGUACUUUUUAUAACUUAUGUUUAUAUAAUUCUAGCAGCAUUGCAACCAAAAAUUCUAGAAUUAACAUCAUUCUAUUUGCUUUAUAUGUUGGGGGUGGGUGGAAAGUGGAAAUCUGUCAACCCUAAAACUGUUGCACUAUUCCCUUUUGUUACAUAAUUCCUUUUCUCUCUAGCCAUCUAAAAAUGCAGUAAGUUGUACUGCUGUUCAGCAGUGAUGUGCUGUGUACUGGCAAGCUGUAUAUGGGUAAAAUAAAAACUACAUUAAAAAUG